Messenger RNA from Vigna radiata var. radiata (mung bean), 527 nucleotides. RefSeq names its product putative GEM-like protein 8. The transcript is spliced from 3 exons. The record is from RefSeq and is a predicted model, not a curated record. Lineage: Eukaryota; Viridiplantae; Streptophyta; Magnoliopsida; Fabales; Fabaceae. The coding region runs from base 105 to 524 and encodes 139 amino acids.
AGACUGAGGCUAGGGUUUUACGAGGAGAGGCCGAUAUGAUGCGCCUUGGAAGCGGGAUCUUCACCACCGUGAUCUAGCUGACAUAGGAGAGAAGUGGUGCUAGCAUGGGCGGUAGUGGUGGCGGAAGCGUUUCGUCGACGAGCUUCCUCGAGUUCUUCUUUGUCUUCGAUCUUGACUUCAAUUUUUGUAAAGAGGAUGACAUGAAGGACACAGGAAAAAAUAGCAAUUUUACAUUUAGGAUUCAUGACCAUGUGAAAGUGGGUCCUAAUCUGUUUGAGAUUCUGAAGGGGAAGGUGAGUUUGGGGGCAAGGAUUAUACAAGAAGGAGGAAGAGGGAACAUCUUCAAGAAUGUUUUUGGGAUGCAAGAAAAAGAGCAAUUGUUAAAGGCCUCCCAGUGUUAUGUAUAUACGACAGUUGGUCCUAUUGCAGGAGUUCUCUUUAUCUCAACCGAAAAGCUUGCAUUUUACAGUGAAAAGCCAAUAACCUUCAAUUUUGUGACAGGACAGUUAGCCAGGGCACCAUAGAAG